AUGCGCAACUCUUUAAUAUCAUCAUCAUCACACAUAUUCCGAAAAGCAGUUAAGACUUUGGGUGCUUUUUCAUCAUCACCAGUGAUCAAUACUGGUCUAAAAUUAACAACCAAUUUCAAUAGAACAAAUAAUCCUUUAAUUUCAUCCUCUUCUGCAUCAUGGAGUUUAUGGGAAACACCAAAGAAAAACUUUUCGAGUGCUCGUUCUUUGCAACGAGAAGAGGCUACUCUUGAGAAUGAAGAAGAGCCUAUUGAAAGAGAAGUUAUGGAAUAUGAUGUAGUGAUUGUGGGAGCUGGUCCAUCGGGAUUGUCCUGUGCUAUUAGAUUGAAACAAUUGGCUCAAGAGUCAGGACAAGAUAUAAGUGUGUGUGUGUUAGAGAAGGGUCAAGAAGUUGGAUCUCAUCUACUCUCUGGGGCCUGUAUGGAACCACGUUCUAUUGAGGAGUUAUUCCCAAACUACAAGGAUCUUGAUGUACCGUUCUAUACUCCUGCUACAACAGAUCGAAUGAUGUUCCUUACCGAAAAAAAGAGCCUUUAG
This is a messenger RNA of Naegleria fowleri, 537 nucleotides long. RefSeq lists its product as uncharacterized. NCBI's taxonomy places the organism in Eukaryota, Heterolobosea, Eutetramitea, Acrasida, Naegleriidae. The transcript has a single exon. Gene Ontology annotation, biological process: electron transport chain. The coding region runs from base 1 to 537 and encodes 178 amino acids. The record is from RefSeq and is a predicted model, not a curated record. Gene Ontology annotation, molecular function: electron-transferring-flavoprotein dehydrogenase activity.